AUGGUUGCUCGUCAUCAAUUAUCAGAUGAUGUCAUAUCUCAUUUACCAAUAUCACAAUUACAAACAUUAGUUAUACCAUUUCAAUCUCUUCCAAAAUCGAUUUCAAAUGUUCAAUUUUCAUCAAUUACAUAUUUAUCGAUUUAUGAAUGCAAUUUAGAUGAAUUGUUUGUUCUAUUCAAUAACGAAUCGAAGCUAAAUUAUUUGAAAAUACAAUGUUUCUCUCUCAACAUUAAAUAUAUAAGAAGAGAUGAUGCUAGGUGUUUCAAUAAUUCAGCGAAUACUCUUAGAACAUUACAUAUUAAUGAGAACUGUAGCCAUUUAAAUUGUCUUUUUAUGUUAUUAGAAUUAACACCAAAUUUAGAAAACUUAAUAAUAUCAAGUAAUUAUGAGCUAAGUGUCAUCAAUGCUUUUCAAUGGCAAAAUUUCAUAACUUCUUCAUUAUCCCAUUUAAAGAAUUUUAAAUUUAUAUUUUAUGUUGAUAUUGGAUCAGAAAGUGAUAUUAAUGAACAAAGUUUUGAAGAAUUUCAGAAUGAUUUCUGGUGUAAUGAACAUCAUUGGUAUACGGAAUAUAUCAUAUCAGAAUCUUCAGCAUUAAUUUAUACUAUUCCAUAUUGCUUGGAUGUAUUUGAACUUCCGCCAAAUGGUAAUAGAUAUUAUAAUCAAUCAAUCAAUCAUGUGAAAACAUUUAAUAAUGUAAAAGAUUUAACAGUUCCUCAUAGAACUCGAAUGAAGAACUGUCAAUAUUAUUUUUCAAAUAUUCAGUCCUUGUCACUUGGAAGUCCACAUGAAUCAUAUCGUAAUUAUGCCGUGGAUAACUUUUCUCAUUUGAAUUAUCUUCAAACAAUCAUUAAUUUAUCAAAUAUCAAACAUUUAACUGUAUUAUAUGAUUUUUGCUUUAGAACAACAGAUAUAUUUAAAGAAAUAUUCAAAUCUGCAACACAAUUAACUUCAUUAACAAUCAAAUUCUCUGAUUUAUUUGUAUGGUUCAAAGAUGAUGAACUCUGCAAAUAUUUAAAUAAAUCUAUUCGAAAAUUGGAGAUCACUUAUGUUUCAUUCCAUAACUCAGAUGAAUUCGGACAAUUCUGUAAAACGUUUGUUAAUAUUGAACACCUUAAAUGUUCCAUAAGUCAUUUAAAGACUCCAUGGUUAAUCAAACAUUUACCUAAAUUAACAUAUUUAGAAAAUUAUGAACAAAAUUCGAAGGACGAAAUAUGUUCGAUUAAAAAAGAAAUCGAAAAACUUGGAUUAGAUAUAAGUGCUGAAUUUAGCAGUGAAGAUUAUUAUUUUGAUUUAUAUAUUUGGAUCAAUCGAAUUUAA
Messenger RNA from Didymodactylos carnosus, 1317 nucleotides. Lineage: Eukaryota; Metazoa; Rotifera; Eurotatoria; Philodinida; Philodinidae. The record is from the annotation of a GenBank genome assembly.